This is a messenger RNA of Chlorocebus sabaeus (green monkey), 1173 nucleotides long. The record is from RefSeq and is a predicted model, not a curated record. NCBI's taxonomy places the organism in Eukaryota, Metazoa, Chordata, Mammalia, Primates, Cercopithecidae.
AUGGUGGCGCGCAGGAGGAAGCGCGCGGCGCGGGACCCGGAGGAUCGUAUCCUCAGCCCACCGGGCUACGCAGCUAUUCCAACUGCCCUCUGAAAGCAGCAGGCUUCUCACUACCUCUAUGUGAAAGCACAUGGCGUUCGACAAGGCACCAAGUCCACCUGGCCUCAGAAGAGGACUCUUUUUGUCCUCAAUGUGCCCCCAUACUGCACAGAGGAGAGCCUGUCUCGCCUCCUGUCCUCCGCAGGCUUCGCCCAGUCUGUAGAGUUGCAGGAGAAGCCGGACCUGGCCGAGAGCCCAAAGGAGUCAAGGUCGUGUUUAUCCUGCCGGCUCCGGAGCACUGUUCUCAUGGCUUUCCCAGUGGGCCCUGGAGCCUACACCUCCUCCCCACACAGUGGCAUCUGGCAUGGGUUCCAGGUAGCCUAUGUGGUGUUCCAGAAGCCAAGUGGGGUGUCAGCGGCCUUGGCCCUGAAGGGCCCCCUGCUGGUGUCCACAGAGAGCCACCCUGUGAAGAGUGGCAUUCAAGCAGUUAGUACCGCGGGGAGUGGAUCAGUGAUCACGCAGACUCCAUACCUGACCCCUGGAGGCCCUGAGGAUGGAAGUGGACACGUCUAUGGGAGGCGAGACCAGAAGAUCGCUGAGGUAGAGGCUCCGCAGGGUCGGGCCGAGCACCGCAUCGCCCGUGGCUCUAAGGCCAAGAGGAGAGGGGGUCCUGACGAGGAGGGCUGGGUGAAGGUGACUCGCCGGGCCGCGGCCCGUGCUCCUCGGACUGAAGCGUUUCAGCCGCUGCGGGUGCUGGAGAGGAGACGGAAGGGCUACCCGAAAGGAGCUGCUCAACUUCUAUGCCUGGCAGCACCGGAGAGCAAGAUGAGCCCUGCCACUGACCUGGCCACCCGGCACCAGAGUUACCAUCGCCAUUCACCAGCACUAGGAUCUAGCGCAGCUGGGCAAGGUCAGAGGAUAAGCAGGAGGAUUGAGCUGCUGCGGGCCCAGCGCAAAUUCCGACUCCUACUGAGCUGCGAGAGCCGCAGGGGAUGGCUGGAGGUGCGGCCUGAGGAACAUGAGACAGGCAGGCUCGCAGCCAUCUCCGAGAGGCCGAGGCCUGGGAAACGGGCUCCCAGGUUGAGGCCACCCUGGCCCAGCAGCCCCAUGAGGGUCCACACAGGCCAGGAGUGA